This is a messenger RNA of Notothenia coriiceps (black rockcod), 3980 nucleotides long. RefSeq names its product neuropeptides B/W receptor type 2-like. Gene Ontology annotation, biological process: neuropeptide signaling pathway. The coding region runs from base 875 to 1891 and encodes 338 amino acids. Gene Ontology annotation, molecular function: neuropeptide receptor activity; neuropeptide binding. Lineage: Eukaryota; Metazoa; Chordata; Actinopteri; Perciformes; Nototheniidae. Gene Ontology annotation, cellular component: neuron projection; plasma membrane. The transcript has 2 exons. The record is from RefSeq and is a predicted model, not a curated record.
CAGAGGACGGACUGGAGGAGAUUGACUUUAUCAGGCACACAGACAGAGAUUUUGGGAUGCGCAACUCGUGCGUAAAACCUUGGCACUUUCUACGGAUCGCGCAUGAAGCAACGAGAGGAAGCACCACCGCUUGAAGCAAUUCGUAUCUAUUAUCGUGGAAACGUUCAAACUUCAUAUUCUCAUUGUAAAUCUUCGGAAACGGGGGAGGAGAUAUUUAAAGAGGAGGGGAAGGAUAUCUUGUAUGAGGGCAAACGCAACAAAGGCAGACUGAAUGUGAUGGUCAAGCCGACUUCAGAAGGGAAAAGUGAAGGGGAACACCAGUGGAGAUAAAACGAUGUGUCAACACUGGACUUUGAAAAUCUACCCUGACACAAAACUGCUGAUUUAGGGAUCAAGGACACCGAACAUCCUCAGUGAAUCACAGACCAACUCUGCUAGGGUGAGAUUUUCACCAGACAUAAUCUGACAGGAUUUAUAUUCAUGCAUAAAAUGUCUUUAUGUCUGUAAAAGUAUGUACAGUGAAUAGGAGUGCAUGGGAAAAGGUAACAUAAUUCUUUGAUGUUUCUCUCAAACACCCUAUUAACUGAAACAACAGUGAAACUAUACUGAUCCUAAAUGAAUUGACUUUUGCUGGGAACUGUUGCUCUACAGACUGAUCCUCUACACUGAUGUAAUUGAGCCUUUGUGUUUGCUGAACUGUGCAUAACUAACUUUUCACGCUCAAUACCAAAUUACUCAUGUAUCUUGUGAAAGAGGUGUCUAAAAAAAGGGAAACAAAUCCACCCAUGAUCUUUCAAAAAAAGUAAUUUGUAAUAUAUUUAUAAUUGGUUAAAAUUGUUUUCACAAUGCUCAGAGACUCUUAGUGUUUUCAAACAUGGAGAAUGUGUCCGUCUCUGGUGGGGCACCCCCAGUCUGCAACGACUCUGUGGAUUUCUACUCCCUGACAUCCGGGAACAUCAGUGACCUGAACUGCACUCUACCUUCAGAGUUUUACUUCUACGCUGACUUUUACGUCAUUUUACCGAUCAUCUACUCUGUGAUCUGCGCAGUGGGGCUGACAGGCAACACGGCCGUCAUCUACGUGAUCCUCAAAGCCCCCAAGAUGAAAACAGUAACCAAUAUGUUCAUCCUGAACUUAGCCAUCGCCGAUGAUUUGUUCACUUUGGUGUUGCCGAUCAACAUAGCCGAACACUUGCUGCACUACUGGCCUUUUGGUGAUGUUUUGUGCAAAGUCAUCCUCAGCAUAGACCACUACAACAUUUUCUCCAGUAUCUAUUUCCUGACUGUCAUGAGCAUUGACCGCUACCUGGUUGUUUUGGCCACAGUGAGGUCCAAACGCAUGCCUUACCGCACCUACCGAGCAGCCAAGAUCAUCUCACUAUGUGUCUGGAUCCUCGUUAUCCUCAUCGUCAUGCCUUUCACUGUUUUCGCCGGGGUCUUCGUCAACCCAGACGAUGGGAGGAAGAGCUGCGUGCUCAGCUUCCCCAGCCCCGAGAGUUUCUGGUUCAAAGCGAGCCGGAUCUACACGCUCAUCUUGGGCUUCGCCAUUCCGGUUUCCACCAUCUGCAUCUUAUACACCAUGAUGCUCUACAAGCUGAGGAACAUGCGGCUCAACAGCAAUGCCAAAGCGCUGGACAAAGCCAAGAAGAAAGUGACCAUCAUGGUGUUUAUCGUCUUGGCUGUGUGCUUGUUCUGCUGGACGCCGUUCCACCUCAGCACCAUUGUGGCUCUGACGACAGACCUGAGGACCACGCCACUCCUGAUCGGGAUCUCCUACUUCAUAACCAGCCUGAGCUACGCCAACUCCUGCCUCAACCCGUUCCUCUACGCCUUCCUGGACGACAGCUUCAGGAAAGCCUUCAAGAAAAUGCUGGAAUGUAGAACGGCCUGAAUGUACCAUAGUGUGACAAACGAAACCUGUUGCAGAGAUCUACAGAGAUGUGCUGAGUUAGGACUGAAUGUGAUGGAAAAGUCUGAUAGCAGAGAUUUAUGUUCAAAUCUAAAAUUCACAAUGUCUUUUUUUCGCAGAUUUGAAUUGCUUGGUUUGUUAAAGCUGCACUAGGCAAAUAUGCACUUUGUUUGCACAUGAUAGCAACAGGUAGCUAUCUUUUGUUUUAAAUCACCUGAUGAGACACGAAGAUUUUAUUUAUCCGUUCUUUUUUUUGUUUUUACAUCAUUUGCCUAGUGCGGCCUUUAAUGGCUCUGAGAGCACAGUGUAAGAGAGAACAUAUUGAACUUUAUAGAAAUGGGCAAUAUUGUUUGCAAUAAGGAAUGUUUGACAUCCAGGACAAAAUAUAGCAUUGAAAACAACUUUGAGCUGAAUUACCCAUCGUCAUCGUCUACAAGACGGGUCAUUAAUUCGGAUCAUUUUAGUUACAAUUAUAUCAGACAUUUUCCAUGAGGAUAUAAACAUGUAAUUGUGAGGCAGCAAGCCAAGACGUGCAUCUGCAAACAGUUGUGACCUUCACUGAACUUCAACCCAACUGAGAACUGAGGAUUGCCUCUGAGGGAGGGAACAUCUGCUGUGUGGAGAAAAUACAGUUCAACACAGUGUCAUUGAUUUGCAUGCUGUCAAUCAAAUCAACUUCAUGAGCAUAGUCAGGGUUGGAGGGAUGCAUGUCAGGCCGUUAUUAUCCAUUGCAAAAAGUUGAGGGAAAAAGUUGAUUAUAAAAACAACAUUUGAUGAACUAUUGAGAAAGAUUAUCUGAUCAUGAAUGUAAAAAACGUAAUCUGCCUUUAAAUGAUGCUUUGUUUUGAGUUAUAUGAAAGCAGAUAAAUUAUACAUUUGUAAAUUACUAAAGGUUUUAAGGUUCGCAACCAGGUGUACAAUUAUCAUGAUCCAUUGGCAAAAUAUGACCCAGACAAUGACAUUGGACUCUUUAAAUGAGGUCACUGCUUGGACCAACAAGUUAAUCAUAUAAGUAACACCUAACAAAAUAAAAAAUGCAACUUUACCAAUGCUGACACAUUACUGUAGGUCUGCUAUUCGACAUGGGACAGGAGGGCUAAGUGAAAUAUAAUCUGAAUUUUCUGUGAGCUUUUGUCGCCCUCUGUUGUCAACAGGGCUGUGUUACGUGAACAUGCAGCCGGGCCCUUUUAUAGAGCGUGUGGCAAAAAUGCCCUUAAGGGGAGUUAAAGUCUUACACAGCUUGUUUCAGUGGUUUACAGUUAUUCCUUCUGUUUUCGGAUAUUAUCUGCAAUUCAAUGAGAUUCACAAUCAGCAUUUAUUGCCCAUCUCCUUCUAGCGUUCCUGUGUCACAGUUGAAGAGCAUGAAGACAUUGAAAAAAACAUGAUGAUGAUUUACUAUGUCAAAUCACAACACCAAUACAACAAAUAUACAUAUACAGCAACAUAAACUCAUUUUAAAUUAAUCUACAACAUAGUUUAACAUAAUAUAAAGACAUGUGGAACAUAUACAUUUGGUUGAGCUGGGUUGCUUAAAAUACUUAAAUGCUUGUACUUAAUGUAAUUACACUUAUAAUGAUUUAAAAGUGUUGUUUAUCAUGUAAUGUGUGUAGAGCUUUCUCCAUGUGCUUGAAAGUUGAAAAAAUAAUAAUUGCCUGUUCAAAUUCACAGGAGAGUUACAACAAAUCUUGAGACUUCUGAAAAGUAAGACAGUAUUCUGAACAAGAACAUAUUGAAAUCACUUACCCAGAAAUGUUUUGCAAAUCAUGACACACAACGUCAGUGUAACUCCUUUCAGACUGAUGGCUACAAACCCAGCAAACAUCACAAGCUUGCAGCAGCAGCAACUCCUCUGUACUGUGUGUCCUGCUGUAAAUGGUUAUUUUAAAUCACAAUUUAAUUGUACAAUCAUAGAAAUGUAUAGUCAAAUAUUCUUCAUUCUAAUAUGAAAUUUGGUUGAAGAUCCUGAUUCAAUGUAUUUUAUGCAGCUUGUUAUAAAAAUAACAAAAUAUCAUGUCAUUAAAUGUAUUUAUGAAUUUAAACCAAUCAUUCAUGUCUUUCAAUACCUGAUAAU